AUAUAGUUCGGUUUCACUGGACACCGAAGCAACUUUUUGUGCAAAGCUAGUUAGCUAGCGGUGUAAUACAUCGAUUUUUCUCCUCUUUCGUUACGUUUUUUUUUUAUGGGUCGUUGGUUUAGUUUAGCGUUUACAUUUGGAUAUUUAAUAAUUAACAAACGCUCGGGUUUUAUUCAUCACAAGGGGACGGCAUUUUUUUUUUUGUAGCUGUCGCGGCUAGGCAGGGAAGAGCUAGUUGUUUGCGUUGCUAAGCUAACUCACCCUGUCCGGGGAAAACGGCAGCAAGCGUCGACUUUGCGCUUCUCGGUCCAUCUGACGGUACUUUCGUUGACUGCAAAAGACUCCCAGCAUGCUGAUGGUGGGAGGCGAUGGACGGUUACACUAGAAUGAGUGUGAAGGAGCUGUGCGAGACCGAUGACCUGGCCACCAGCUUGGUGCUGGACCCUCUCCUGGGUUUCAGCACCCACAAAAUGAACAUCAGCCCCAUCCCGGAGGUCCGACGGUGGGGUAACCUGAAAGAGACUCUGUUACGAUUCCAGCGUACACAUGACUUCCAGGCUACAUUCGAGGCCCUGACAGUGGGGGAACUGGCUGGUGCUUAUUUCAAUUCUUUGGGAAGCCAUCGGCAAGAGCUGCUGAGGCAACAUGUGUAUCGCUACCUCAAUGCUUUCCUCCUGAAUAGCGGUAUUAAGAUAGAGUCCUGCGACAGAUAUUCCUCAGAGACCAAUGGGGCCAAGAUAACCUCGACACGGCACUGGUUUGCAGGCGAGCGCGUGGAGGUCCUGCUGGGCUGCAUAGCAGAGUUGAGCCCUUCUGACAGCGCCGUGCUCAGGGCGGGAGUCAACGACUUCAGUGUGAUGUAUUCCACACGUAAACGUUGCGCUCAGCUCUGGCUCGGGCCUGCAGCGUUCAUAAACCAUGACUGCAAACCAAACUGCAAGUUCAUCCCUGGUGAGAAGAACAACGCGUGUGUUGAAGUGAUUCGACCUAUCUCACCUGGGGAGGAGAUCACGUGUUACUAUGGUGCCAGUUUUUUUGGUGAAGGCAAUGAAAUGUGUGAAUGCUGCACCUGUGAAAGGAGAGGCGAGGGUCACUUCAGACACAGAGGGAAGCAACCUGAAUCUGAAGACACGAAGGACUCUGUGGGCCAGAAGUAUCGUCUGCGAGAGCGAUAUCUUCGUCACAACCGAGAGAGGGGUCACUGUCCCACGAGGCCGAUAAUACCAGGAAUACACUCUGGUAUCUUUAAAGCCAUCCCCUCAAGGAACUCCUUUACCCAGCAGAUGAGAAGAAAUGCUCUGAUCAACAGAAAACUGAGUCAGACAAAGAAGUGGAGACAAGAGAGGCACAGAAGAUCAAGAAAGUAUCCGCUGAAAUCCUCUGCAGGCAAACGGUGUCACGCACUUCCACUUUCCCAAGUUACACUGAAGGACCUCAGAGUGCGAGUGCGACGCCACUCUGUGGAUUUUCUGCUUCACUGUAAGGACCCAAGAAGUAAAGAAAGGACACUCCUGCAGCUGCUGGAAGAAAUGAAGCCAAAAGAUAAGAAACCUAACCAGCUGAGUUCAGCUGGUGAACAAAACGGCAGCAGAAAUAAAACAUCUGAUGACUUGAAGUGCAAAAUGCUGACUCUGAAUUCCUCCAUGUCAUCUCAUCAGAAAAACAGAGCAGCAGUCAUCUGUGCAGGACAUGAUGGGGACACCAGGCAGGCAGUCCAACUGAGGACCUCUUCCAGAGCAAGGAGCAUGGGUCCCACCAUGCCAACGCAUCAAAAGGGUGCUAGUAGCGUCGCUAACACUACAGCAGUGUGUCACCCCGUGGAGCUAAACAAAACCUGUAGUACAAAAAAACAAGAGAAAACGGACACGACAGCGGACACUGAGAGCAGCAGGAACACGUCCAGUGGCAAAACGACAAAUCCCCCAACUCAACAAAGCGAGCACACUACAAAACCUGCGUCAUCCUCGUUUGACGUUCUUCAAGACGUCCCAGAUGGACCCAAGAAAGCAGCAGACAAGCCUGGAACGUCUCUGAAUCAGUACCUGACCGUCAACCUGACAAGGUUAUCAGUAACACAAAGUGUAGAAGCAGAAAAGGACUUUGGGGACAAAAAGGGAAGGAUGACAGUAAGACAAAAGCGGAAACAAAGACAGAUGCUUGGGCCGGGUACUUCAAGAAAACAGACAGAAACGAGAGCAACCAGAUCUCAGGACCAGCAGGGAGGAAGCUUGGCGAUCGGCACAGUUGAAGGUAGCAGGGGGGUUAGAGGGAUGUUUUUCAAGGCUGUCGAUAAAGUGAACUUAAGGAAACGACACGCGAGCAAGACUGUGGAGGAGGUGUCCUGUGGGGAGAAGAGUGGGAAUGACAAGAUUAUUGAAAUCCAGACCGUACCGGAAGAAGGUUCGAUGCAGGCAGAGCAGAAGGACCUCACCAAAGACAAAAAUAAAGGGCAGAAAGAAACAAGGAAGUCUGCAGCUACACCCGUGGAAAGUAAGAGUAAAGAAUCAGAUUGUGAAACAAGUACAAAACAAACCACACAAAGUCCUCAAAAUAAGAUCAAAGAGGUGUGCAGCGAACCGUCAGAACAAACGGUGAGCAGCACGAGUAAACAGCUAGCAUGUCCACAAAGAGACGACGUGGUCAUCAAGCAAGCAAAGGUUCUGCUGUCUGACAUCUUAGGGAAAGAUAAACUUGGAAGAGAUGUGCGAUUAGGGAGGAUCUUUGAAGGAAAAGGGUACCUUACGUUAGCUCAUCCUGAAGCGGAGGAUGGCGGCGUAAUGCAAAGUGGUUCCGGGAAUAAGAAACUGACUGAAAUGAAUGGAGCCAAGUCCAGUUGUCUGUUGCAGAGAAAGAACUUGGGGAGACGGAAUGCGAGGUGCAGAGUAGCAAAGAAAUUAUGUGAAAAUAAACGUUGCACCAGAGGACAGUUAAACAGCGAAGAUCUUGGAGUAAGUAAACCAGAGUCAAAUGACGAUAGUUUUCAGGUUCAGUCACGACAUCCGCGUGAUGGCCAACCUGGUGCCUGCUUCACCUCACUACCUCAAGAGUUGCCCGUUUCUUCAAAGGCUCUGGCGACUCCAUAUCCAGACAUCAGUACGCAGAUGCAUGUGCAGUCCAACAUACCGCUGAAAAAACGCACAUUUCGCAGUUCUGUGGAAAUAGAAUCAGAAAGAGGCUUUAGUUGUGUUGCUGAGCAAGAUUCUAAAGAAGCUGAGUUACGUUUGUCUGCGGAACAUAGCCGCGGCCAACCUCUAGGGGAGGGUAGUAAAACACGAAAAGACGGUAAAUACAAAUUUAGGAAAGUCGAAGUCAAGUUGGCCCCCAAAAAGGUCUCAAAGCAAACCGCCAUUAACAGAGACCUUUCUCCCAGAGGUAACGAAGUUCAGCACGGUCGCUUACUUCGCAAAGCCCGAAAGAGUACAUUGGAGAAGGAAGGUGAAAACAAGACUGAUGAGGGUCAAUUAGCAGAGGGUGAUCAGGCAGAGGAAAAAGUCGAUGAUCCCAAAAUCUGCAAGAACACUCAAAGUACAAAUAAAUCUAUGGCAAGUGGAAUGGGACCGUUACCGCUCCAAAGUUGUCUGGAGGAGGAAACGAAACCUGGGAUCAAUUUUAAGAUACGUUUAAAGAGAAGACGAGGGAAACUGUGGGAGAUGGAGAACGCAGCGUUAGAGAAUUUGUCAUUUAAAGCAGAAACGGCAGAUAAUUCAGUGACUUGUGAUCCUUUUAAAGCCAUCAUGGAUUCCGUCUCCAUUUUAAACAUGGAGAUGGAAGCAGCUCAGGCUCAUGUGCAGGCUUGUAAGAAGUCCAAGAGUAGGCUGCAUCAUUUGAAAAAGAGAGGGGAAAGGCUGAGCGAAAGGCGAGGUGUAAAUUCCUUCAUAGACUUGAAGCUUGACAAGGACCAAGACCGCAGAUGUGGGCCUAAUGACUUGACCAGCAGCAAAGUGAAAAAUAAAGAGAAACUCGAUGAGUUUGUGGAAGGGCUUCCAGAAAAUACAGAGAGUUCCAACAAUAACUUGGAGAAUUGGGCAGCUGUAGGACAAGAAGAAAAAAUCGAAGACUAUUUUACAAAGAAUUGUUGCUUAUUUGAUGCAGAGUCACAAAAACAAAAACCUGAAGUAGAUGCUAAUGGUGUACUGUUACCAAUAAUUAAACUACGCAGAAAGACGGAGGAUAUUUGGGAGGUGGACAGCAAGAGCGAAGAAGACAUUCAACCUGACCUCAAAGUAGAGCCAAAGAUGAAUGAGAUCAAGGGCCACAUUUUAGUGAAACAAAAAAAACUUGAUUUUAACAAGUUAAGGGACGAGUGUCCGUCUUCUCAGAAGCAGAAUAGCACCUCAGUGCCACCCUUUUCCUUGUCUUUGUCCCCGCUGUCGCUGUCGUCACCCGUUACUGACACUAAAACCGACGCUUCUGUUGUAGACAGAAUCACAGAGCAUCCAGAGAACAGUGGAGGUCGAAAGCAGAAGCACAAAAUGGAGAGAACACGCAAGUGUGAACCUGUAGAAACCCCCACCACUUGUCUUAGCCACACACUCCAGCAAAUUGACAAUAGUCUCUCGAAGCUCUCCGAGGGCUUGUGUGCCUCUCAGAGUUUGGAAAAGCCAUCGUCCUUUUCCACUGCCUCUAAUUCUGUCAUCCAACCCCCGUCUCAGACUCCUCCCUUUGCAACUGCAGACAAUAUGCUUUCCAAUGACGCCGCCUUCACAAACUGUUGCGACGAUAUUCUGGACUUUCAGUGUCUAAAUUUUGAGGGGUAUUAUCAAUCACAGAACAUACUUCCAUCUUCUCCAUCAGAUCUAUGUUCAAUAGACGCACCCACAGACCCUUUCAGCAGUCCACUGUCUCACAGCCCCUCUGACACUUGGAACACAGAAACCCCAUACCUUGGCCCGCCUAGUCCAGGAAACAACUUCACCAGUGAAGAUCUGCAGUUUUUCCCAGGUCUUAUUUCUUCCAAAAGUGACACUGUUCCUCUGGACUGUGAGGUGAAGGAUGCCUCCAAAGACAGAAAUCCACCUAACUCCGGAUUUAAUUUGUCAGCCGUAGGCACUGUCGAGUUGGCUGCUAAGGAUCAACUGACGAGUAAAAACCUUGGUGUAAAGUUGUCCAAGGAAGACUUGAAAUCUCAGUCCUUAUCUGCUGGAAACAGGUCUCGGCCUCUCGGCACAGUAUCUGCUGCUGUUUCAUCUCAAACACCUGUCACGUCAGACCAUCUCCCCAGCCAGAGCAUCAACAUUAAAGCUAGCAGUAGCCAAUCAAAAGCCCAGGCUAACCUUAAAACCCAGGUCCCUUUUCAUCGUAUGACCAUUCCAAACAAAGCCCAGCCUCUUUCCAUGAGUCAGUCAAAUGCAGUUAGAGGGAUAUCCCAGGGUUCUUCAUCAAAGUCUAUCCCAUCAUCUCAAGCAGCUAGCAAAUUCCUCUCGCCUCAGCUAUUCUCUGUGAAAACCCCCAACCCCCCUGACAAUCCCUUGAACUUCCAGGAGAAAACCUCUACAGUCAUUCACAGGGUGCUUAAGUUCCAGGGUGGGAACCAGACUCAGAACUUGUACAGUGCACCUUGUAAAGACAUCGUUGAUGCCUGCAGACCCACCAUCAUGCCCAAAACAGCCAGUGCAAGAUCUGGUGCUCCUGAGAAGAGCCUCAGUCACAAACCAGGCUUUAAUGCAGACUGUCAUCAUAAAGCUAACAUCGCUUUUCAAGGACUGACUUCUGGAAAGGAUGUUGGAACGUCCAGCAACCAAAGUCGGCCAAACUCUCAUUUCAACAAAGUAAUCUCUCCUUUCCCCCAAUUUUUUAGCAAAAGUAAAUCGACAUCAGACAAACAGGAAAGUGGUGAUGCUAGCUUACCAUACAAAAACUUCUCUGCGUUGCAGACGCCCUUCUUCUUUCCUACCAAGAUGGCGGAAGGCUAUUUGUCACCACAGGACAAGAGCUUGAAACAUGAUAAAUCUUCUCCAUUGACCUCAGACAAACACCAGCCAUGUUACACUCAGCAUGAUCCGUUUGAUUUUAGUUUUGGUGCGUCACUUUCACCUGUGUCCCAGCACAAUAGUCCCCAAAUACUGCACAAUACCCCACCUGGAACACCAGCACCAACACACAAGAGUCAGACUUCAUCGUCUUCAGCGUCUUUCCCAUACAGCUGUCAAGGUCCUCCUUAUGUCCUAAAUUUCAGUGGAGAUCAUUCAUUGACUUUGGGUCUCAGGGACGGGGUUGAUGGUUCAGGUUACCCAGGAAUAGGCUCAACAAACUAUACCUAUCAUUGUCUGAUGGAACCAUCGGGCACUCAAGGGCGACUCGUUCUUGAGCCCUGCGGACCCCAGCUGCCGCACCCAGCAUCCUAUUCCUUGGGCGGAUUUUCAGGGCUUAAAAGUCAGGAUGACAACUGCAGGAAGGACGUGCAGCAACAGUGCCAGCCUGGCAGUCAUCCAGCCGGCUCCCAGUACGGGCCUGCGCCAACGUCUCACCCCGUGGGUGCCACAAAACCCAAGAGAGUCAGGCUGGUGGUAACAGAUGGCACAGUAGACUUGGAUCUCCAGUACUCAGACUGAUUUAUAUCUGAUCAUUGAAGUCACUGAAAACAUGUAGUAGAUGUUGAUUUUGAUCAAUACAGUUUCUGCUGUAUAAUUAUUUUUUUUUUGUUUUUGUAAAAAAAAAAAAAAAGAAAAUAUUGUAAUUCAUAGUCCAAGUGAGUUCUGCUUACUGACUGACCUUUUUCUAACAAUUAUUUUCAACUGUUAACGUAUGAAUGACUGUACAGG
Thalassophryne amazonica is the source of this 6761-nucleotide messenger RNA. RefSeq names its product lysine methyltransferase 5C (gene kmt5c). The record is from RefSeq and is a predicted model, not a curated record. The transcript is spliced from 9 exons. Gene Ontology annotation, molecular function: histone H4K20 methyltransferase activity; protein binding. The coding region runs from base 369 to 6551 and encodes 2060 amino acids. Lineage: Eukaryota; Metazoa; Chordata; Actinopteri; Batrachoidiformes; Batrachoididae. Gene Ontology annotation, cellular component: nucleus.